GCAAGGGAUCUGAUUCGAAGGGAAAAGAAACGGAUGACGGAUCUGGAUUUACCGAAGCACUUCAGGUAAUUACGCGACUCGCACAAGUCAGCAGGUCAGUCGGCGGGUCAACAGCUCAAGCUGCCAAGCAGUCACAGCAAGCACAGCUCGCGGAGUUGCAGAUUUUCCGAAUCCACGAUAUCUCACCAUAUCCAUCCACAAACCGGACACAUUCUUGUCAGCAAUGGAAGGCCAGCAGCGCAACCACCGACGCGGAGCUCGUCCGAGCGUGGGCUACUUGCUCUUCCAGUAUCAGAGCGAGCUGACCCGUCGCCACGCGGAGCCCACGCGCCUGUCCCGCACCAAGAUCAACAUCAUUGACGGCCUGGUAUCCCGCACCAUCCGCCACCUGAAGCACUGCAGCGUGGAGGAGCUGCAAGCCUGCAAGCGGGGUCUCGUCUACAAGGAACAGCUCCGUGAUCAACUUAAGGGAAUGCGUCGCCGUCGCUCCUCCGCUGCCCCCAACACUAGUCAGAACAGUAGCUCCAAGACCUCCAAAACUGUGGCCGCCAAGGCUCCUAGCACUCCACCCAAACCCAAAACCUCCGAAGGUGGUCGUCCAAAGGUCUCCAUCUUCGGACCAGAGAUAUUUGUCUGACUCAAAGUUACCACAAGACUUUUAUGAUUAACUUUUCUAGUUUAACACGUAGCCUGACAUUAAUUGUUGACGAUUAAAAAUCAAAGAACAAGAUUGU
This is a messenger RNA of Drosophila kikkawai, 734 nucleotides long. RefSeq lists its product as uncharacterized. The record is from RefSeq and is a predicted model, not a curated record. Lineage: Eukaryota; Metazoa; Arthropoda; Insecta; Diptera; Drosophilidae.